UCAAGGCUUAUUUUCAUAUUUAUAUAGUUUUUCGAAAUUCGAGUUCGAUUCCACUUUUUUCCUGGGUGUCUUUUUUUAGAAAAGAAAAAAGAGUAGGAAGCACGAAUAAUUAGAAUAAUCAAAUAAUGAAAAUACAGCAAACUAAGGAAAAUACCUUCCUCGGCAUCGCCGUACAUUCGCUUCGAUUAUUAAAUUUAAUUCUCUCGUUUUCGAGGACACUUAACUUUCUUCCCAGCUAGAUAAAUUGAUAAGAUAAAAAAACCAAUUUACGCGGUAGAUAUCAGAAACAAGACAUGAAUUCUGGUGGGAAAUUUGUCAGUGUCAUCAUCAACGCCAGGCAUUAAACGACAAUGCACAGCAAUUGACGUCAAAGUUUUUAUUUAUGUCUCUUUGCCUUCUGUGCCUUUAAGUGUUUGUAGUGGUAGCACUGUUAGUGCAUGUUCAAGAAGGGAAAAUACAUUGUGGUGUCUGGCUGUUCAAGGUAGACAAGAGGCACUUUUUCUACGUUACUGACAAAUAAUCUCGGACUGAUUCGCGUGAUAACAGAUUCGUUCCGGCAGUGAAAAGUGCGAUUGAAAUUUUGUGAGUGUAUUUGUUUUGUGCCGAGGAUACCAGAGUUACUCUAGGUGUCGUCAUUGCCUGAUCGCAAGCAAGAGACGGCCCAGACUGCCUUCGAAAUGCUCAGUUUGCUAUAUUUAGCGGGCACCCUCGCCUUCGUUAACGCAGAGGUAACCUACUUCGGUCCAGAAAGCGUUCGGAAUGGUACGUCGUGGACAAUUUCUUGCACUGGAUUUCAGGGCAAGAGUGAUAUAUAUUGGACGAAAAAUGGUGUUUUACCAGAAGAACUAUCUAAAGGAGAUUUCCAUAUAGAAAAAAGUGAUACGUUUACUAACAUCAGCACUGACAUCGGUUUGGAGAUCCACGAGGGUGUCUAUAAAUGCGCGAGAAGCGCCAACAACACAUUUCGAUUAAUUAUUACAACCGAUAUCAUAUAUAAAGUGGUGCCUUAUGGAAACGAAUUUGUGAAAAAUAAGAAAGGCUAUACGUUGAUUAAUCCAGUGCCGUUACAAUGUGGAAAUUCCACUGCCAAAGACACUGUGGAAUGGACAAAGGAUGGAAAAGUUAUCGAUCAAACGCAUACGGAUAUCGAAAACUGGAGGAUAAAUGAAUCACGAGUUCUCGAGCUGCUUCAAAACAAUCCUGUUGUCAUUGGAAAUUACACAUGUCAAAACAAAAAUCAAAGUUUUUCCCUUCGCUUCAGAGUUGUUCCUAACCCCGUUCCAAAAUUCGAAAACACCUUCCAAAGUGUUGUGGAGGGUGAAAAACUCACCUUAAAUUGCGGUGGAAAUCUCUAUCCCGGAAUAAAAAUCGAAUGGGAAUUCAAUGAUUACAAAUUCAAUACAUCUGAGGGAAGAUAUCAACUCUCACGUGACAUGGAGAAUGGAGUGAGCGGUGGAGUUUUGACCGUGUCAAACAUGAAAAUGACCGACAGCGGACAUGUUGGUUGCAGGGUUUAUUACGAAGAAAACGAGAAGUACAAUGCUACUGUUUCAUCUGAGUUGAAGGUGAAAGACAAGCUUGCUGCUCUUUGGCCCUUCCUCGGCAUUUGUGCGGAAGUUGCUGUUCUCUGCGCCAUAAUCGUCAUCUACGAGAGAAAGCGUAACAAGGCUGAACUUGAGGAGUCGGAUACGGAUCAGAGUCCAGACACGAAACCAACACCCAACAAGGACUCUGAGGUUAGGCAAAGAAAAUAAUCGCCACGUGAGAUAGCAGCGACGUAAGAAAGAUGCAGAGAGAAGUAAGGUACUUAGCCAAGAAAUGUUGUACAAUGAAGAUCAUCAAAACUGCUGAAGGGUUACACGCAAUUUUUUUUUACGAUUCGUCAGUUGUGAGAAGGUGAACAAGUCUUACUUAAGAUCGACGAAUAUUAUAUUAUAUAUAUACAGAGUCGUUUGAAGACUCUCUAGCUUACGUUUUCUUGGAAUUAUUCCCGGGAAGCAAAGAGUGAUAAUGACGAGAUAAGCACUAAUUAGACAUUUUUACGCUUACUUCUCAAAUACGUCGCCCGUUCGUGUUGCCUGCUUUGCGUAACACGUACUAAGCAAUUAGCAAUUUUUAAAUUGUACAUGUCAUUUUUUUUGUUAAAAAAAACAAUGUAUUAUCAUUUAUUGCCAUUACUACUAUUAAUUCUUAUUAUUAACUAUACAGAUACCGUUAUAUAAUGAUUUUUGAGUAUUAUGACUACUAUUAUGAUUGUUAAUAUUACCGUUACUACUUUUAUUGUUAAGAUUAUUGUUAAGACCGCAAACCAUUAGCAUUAUUAGUGCACGACGAUCGUGCCUAGCGGAAUGUGUCAUUAAAGGCGUUAUUCUUUAUUUCUUCGGGAGAUCGUGAAUAUUAUGCUGCAUUUUUAAAAAAAAGAAAAUUGUGGAAGAAAAAAGUAACGAUAAUUACAAUUGUCGUCUUCUUUGGCGAAAGAGUUGCUGCUUACCAAAAAAAAAUGAGAGUAAUCUGCUGAAGCGCUUGUGUGAAAGAUAAUUUAGGAAUUGUUAAAUAAUAAGGCCCAUUGAUUAUUAUUAACCAUCGAAGAAUUUUAAUACUUUGUCAAAAUUUAUAUUCUUCCAAUAUAAAUAAUUUAUAUGUUUUCCAAUUUUGGGAAAUUUAUGGAAUUGGAUACAUUAUUUUUAAUUUGUUACUUUGCAAAAAGUUCAUGAAGAAGGUGCUCAAAUUAUUUCUUAUAUUAAGAUUUUUUUAAACUGAAUUUAUCUUUAAGAAAACACUGAAUUUUAGCGUAUUCCACAAUUUUUUUAUUCCUUUUUUUUAUUCAAUUCCUCGAAAUGAAAAAAGUACAAGUGAAUUCAUUUUUUUAAUUUUUAAUUAUCAAUUAUUAAUUACUAAUUACAUUUAUUAAACGAAGUUUUUUUAUUUUCUUGAAAUUUGAGCAAAUGUAUCAAUUCACAAUGUAUUUUAAUCACAAGUAUCGUGUCAUGCUUCUAAAGAGCUUCUUUUUUUUUUAUAGAAGAAUGGGUUCAACUAUUAGAAAUUGUAAAUUAGAUAAAUUGAGCCGAAAAACUCGAUAUCUGAACAUUAGUGGAAGUUUUUUGUUUGUGUAAUAGAAUGGAAAGUUCAGUUUGUAGAUAGCAUCUCACAAUAUACUCGGUAUCUUAUCUGGAGAUAAAUUUACAAUCAGUAUAGAAAUUAUAUAUCUCGGUCUUGAAAUAGAGAAACAAUUACUCCCUAUUGUUAUAAGAAAAACCUGCCUUCAUACUCGAUAAAUUCUGAAAGAAUCUAUUUUCUAUCCUGCGGGCGGAAGCGAACGAGCGACGUUAAAUUUUGACUUUGACUAUUAUAAAAAUUUCAUUCAGUUUAAAAUAUAUUUAUUAUUUAGUGACAUUUUUCUUUGAGGAAAAAUUUUGCUAGGAUACUUCUGGCAAAUGUGGGAAGUGUUGUUGCACUUUCUCUCUCAAAUGAGUGCUAGAAAUAAAAAAAAAACUAUUGAACUGUGUUUCAAAUUGAAAAAAAAUCUUAUAAAUAUGUAUAUCUAAUGUAAUACUAUGUGAAAUACCGUUGUAAUCUGCAAUUACAUAUAAAUUCUUAAGCAAUUCUACUAAACUAGAUAUAAAUUUGUAAAAUUUCACAACCAUUCUAGGUUUCUAUAUUGUCGAAUGUGAACUUGUAGCCUUUACGAUCUCCCGACUCGAAAACAUUAAGAGCCUUUGACAUGCUUUUUAUGGUCUUUAAAAAGAAUAAACGAUAUUGAAAUGUUAA
Molecule: messenger RNA, 3768 nt
Organism: Leptopilina heterotoma
Lineage: Eukaryota; Metazoa; Arthropoda; Insecta; Hymenoptera; Figitidae
Gene: Bsg
Product: neuroplastin
Exons: 5
Coding region: 678-1754 (358 amino acids)
Source: RefSeq, a predicted model, not a curated record